UGUGUGUGAAGAUAGUGCUUCAGUCUGUCAGUCAGAAAGCAGCCUUGCCGGAGGGAGGAUUGUUCCUGCAGCUGUCUUUGUUUUCUGCAGGAGGAAGAGGAGGAGGAGGAGGCGCCUCCUGAAGAAGAAGAAGAGCCCCUCGAUCGGUCUGUGAGACGGAAGGAGGAGGAGGACGAAGGGAAGGAUAUGAGCUCCUCAUCAUCGGCUUAAACGGCAGAGUCAGACGGGAGGGGGAGGAGGAGGAGGAGGCGGGGAGGAUCGUACCUGAGAGCCCGGAGAGAGACGCUCGAGGAGCCGCAGACAUCAUGCCGGGCUUCGACUACAAGUUCCUGGAGAAGCCGAAGAGACGCUUCCAGUGUCCGCUGUGCAGCAAGGCCAUGAGGGAGCCGGUCCAGGUGUCCACCUGUGGGCACCGCUUCUGUGACACCUGCCUGCAAGAAUUCCUCAGUGAGGGCGUCUUCAAGUGUCCCGAGGAUCAGCUGCCUUUAGAUUAUGCCAAGAUCUACCCGGAUCCAGAACUGGAGCAGCAGAUCCUGGCACUGCCCAUCCGCUGCAUCCACAGCGAGGAGGGCUGUCGCUGGACGGGCCAGAUGAAGCAGCUGCAGGGCCACUUCUCCACCUGCGCCUUCAACGUGAUCCCGUGUCCCAACCGCUGCUCCGUCAAGCUGACGCGCCGCGACCUGCCCGACCACCUGCAGCACGACUGCCCCAAGCGUAAGGUCAAAUGUGAGUUCUGUGGCAGCGAGUUCACCGGUGAAGCCUACGAGAACCACCAGGGCGUGUGUCCUCAGGAGAGCGUUUACUGUGAGAACAAAUGCGGGGCGAGGAUGAUGCGGCGCCUGCUGUCCCAACACAGCAUGGCCGAGUGCCCCAAGCGCACGCAGCCCUGUAAAUACUGUGGCAAAGAGUUCGUCUUCGACACCAUCCAGAACCAUCAGUACCACUGCCCUCGCUUCCCGGUCCAGUGUCCGAACCAGUGCGGCACUCCCAACAUCGCCCGCGAGGACCUGGCCAAUCACGUGAAGGACAACUGCGGCAACGCCCUCGUCCUCUGUCCUUUCAAAGACGCCGGCUGCAAACACAGAUGCCCCAAACUGGCCAUCAGCCGUCACCUGGAAGACACCACCAAGUCCCACCUGACCCUGAUGUGCAACCUGGUGGGUCGGCAGCGGCAGGAGAUCAUGGAGCUUCGACGGGAGAUGGAGGAACUGUCCGUCAGCCACGACGGCGUCCUCAUCUGGAAAAUCAGUGACUACUCUCGCAAACUCCAGGAAGCCAAACUCCGGAGCAACCACGAGUUCUUCAGCCCGCCCUUCUACACCCACCGCUACGGCUACAAGCUGCAGGUGUCGGCCUUCCUGAACGGCAACGGCAGCGGCGAGGGCUCCCACCUGUCCGUCUACAUCCGGGUGCUGCCGGGAGAGUACGACAACCUGCUGGAGUGGCCCUUCUCCUACAAGGUGACCUUCUCCAUCCUGGACCAGAGCGACCCGUCUCUUUCCAAACCCCAGCACAUCACAGAGACCUUCAACCCGGACCCCAACUGGAAGAACUUCCAGAAGCCCUGCAGCAGCCGCAACUCGCUGGACGAGAGCACCCUUGGCUUCGGUUACCCCAAGUUCAUCUCGCACGAGGAGAUUAAGAAGAGGAACUACAUUCGAGACAACUGCAUCUUCAUUAAGGCUUCUAUAGAGAUUCCCCAGAAGAUCAUGGGUUAAGAUGUCACCCUUUUUUUCUGCUCAUGAAGGAGUAAGAUGGGUUAAAGACUGGAACUGGACCCUUGAGAACUUCUCCACAUUUACCCUUUAGAGACUUCCUGUCCUCAGCCUCUCCCAGCACGGAGCUUGAUGUGAGUCUGGUUGGUCACGAGCUGAAUUGGAGGAGCUGGAGAAGUGUUUGGUCCGCAGAACCAUCACUUUAUGCUGUUUCUUUUUAUUGUUACUGUUUUUAUACGUUGGUUGAUCUUUUAUCACGGUCUACAACUAAAAGCCUUUGAAAUCAAACAGUGCCUAGAGUGUUUAUAUUAAGUUAUGCUUUAGUUGUUGUUUCUGCAGUACUGAUGGUAAAGAAUACAGAGAAGAUGGAUGAAGGGCAUCAUCAAGCCGCUGCACAGAGUAGAUAAAUAAACUCGUCUUCAUCGGUCAUCUUAAGUAGAGGACGCUCAGCAAACUCAAGCUCAAACCCGAUUGCCUUUUGUUUACGCACUCAUACAUCCCUUAAGAAACAUGCAGUCCCUAAUAAGAACUUGUGAUGUUUAUCUGAACACAAACAAACCUGGAGACUUACAGCUAAACAGAAAACUUUCCACGUUUUUUAUGAAGAAUUUUAUUUCUCAACCAAAGGUGUAAAACUCAUUCAUGAAAACUUUUAGACAAAACCGCCUUGCUAUUUGCUUCUGCUAGCUUACAUUAUUUGCAAUAUCUCUGACUAUUUACGCUAGCUUUGGCUAGAAGGAUUAGCUUAGGCUAUUUGUGUUAGCUUAGGCUGUUUGCAUUUGCUUGGACAGUGGAUGUUAGUUUAGACUAUGCACGUAAGCUUAGGGUGUCUUCGUUAGCUUGAGUUAUGUUUUUUAGCUUAAGCUAUGCUUGUUAGCUUGAGUUACACUCUUUAGCCUAGGCUAUUCUCGUUAGCUUGAGUUAUGUUCUUUAGCCUAGGCUAUUCUCGUUAGCUUGAGUUAUGUNUCUUUAGCCUAGGCUAUUCUCGUUAGCUUGAGUUAUGUUCUUUAGCCUAGGCUAUUCUCGUUAGCUUGAGUUAUGUAGCUUGAGUUAUGCUCUUUAGCUUAAGCUAUGCUUGUUAGCUUGAGUUAUGUUCUUUAACCUAGGCUAUGGUUAACUUGAGCUAUGCUCUUUAGCUAAAGCUAUACUUGUUAGCUUAGACUAUGCUUUUAAGCUUAAACUAUGCUCGUUAGCUUGAGUUAUGCUCUUUAGCUUAAGCUAUGCUUUUUAGUUUGAGUUAUGCUUAUUAGCUUAGGCUAUGGUAAACUAGCACGUUGUCAAAUGAUCAAACUUUUAAUAGUAUGCUUUUUAACUUUUCAAACCAGACAAAAACACCUAAAAUGCGACAACAGCUUUAAAUAAAUUAACCACCGGCUGGAGGCAUUGUCUGUUUUAUUUGGGUUCUGACCCAGUCAGUAGUUUCAGGAGUGAACGGUUCAUUAUGUUCAUCAUCAAUAAUAAAAGCAACGCACCUUUCAGUUGGUUUGUUGGUGAACGAAGCUGUCAGAGUUCACGUGCAUUUACGAGUGAAGGAAAAAGCCAUGUGGCCUUUUAUACAGUUUGUCUUCUCAUGAGGAUUUUCUGGGUGAACAGAGCAACAGAUGCAUGCUCCAUGUCUCACCCCCGUUUUGUUUGUUUUUUACUGUAAGCUCUUUCCUUAUUGACUGUUCUCUCCUCUUUUUGGACCUUUUGAAAGUUGACGAAUCAUCAAAAAGAAAAGCUUUGAAGAUUUUGUUUUUAUAUUGAGAAAAUGUGAACGCUCUGGAUUGUAUAAUCCCUAAAGACAAUGAGCGCCUGGAUGAAGCGAACUGUUCGAUUUGCCCCGGUCUCCUGGGAUUGACUCCAUCUUUGUUCUUACCGUGGUUACCGGUGACUGUCUUCAGCUCAGUGAUGACGAUCGGCCCUUCGUCGAUCCGGGGCUGGGAUGACUUUGAUCCUACAGUUAACUCAUCAUAUAUGUGAAUACUAAUGUAAAAAAAAAGCGGAAGCACAUUCUUUUUAUUAUUACGUGGAAAAAAAUCUGAAUUUCUCGUCCUGAUACCAGCUGAUAUUUUACAGUGAUUCAAAGAAGCGAGAAAUUAAACAAUUUUUUUGUAAGAUUCUGUAUUUUUAAAGAUACUCAGCUGUUUUAUACAAUUUUUUUUGUUGUUGUUGGAGAGUCGGGGUUGGCUUCAGGGUUUUCAGACCCUUUUCAUCUCUUGAACGUUUGAAUAAUUUGUUUGUUCGUGUGGUUUGAGCCUUUUCUGUCUGUAUUGUUUCCUCUUUAAAAGUAUUUAUUUUAAGAAGCCAUCGUGUGAGUUUGGGCUGAUGGCUCUAAUGUUUUACCAUCUUGAUUGAUGAGUGCUCUUCAAUUUCUUAACUGAAAUAAAAUGGCAUAUAUUAUAACUGUU
Molecule: messenger RNA, 4105 nt
Organism: Austrofundulus limnaeus
Lineage: Eukaryota; Metazoa; Chordata; Actinopteri; Cyprinodontiformes; Rivulidae
Gene: traf4a
Product: tnf receptor-associated factor 4a
Exons: 7
Coding region: 306-1718 (470 amino acids)
Biological process (GO): regulation of canonical NF-kappaB signal transduction; regulation of apoptotic process; signal transduction
Cellular component (GO): plasma membrane signaling receptor complex
Molecular function (GO): zinc ion binding; tumor necrosis factor receptor binding; ubiquitin protein ligase binding
Source: RefSeq, a predicted model, not a curated record